GAGAGAGCAAGAAAGAGAGAGAGAGAGAUUGCUUAUAACAGCCAGUAGUCACACCUUUUUUCUUUAUCUCCUGUUCUGCUUCUCCUACACACAAGGCAAAUAAAGGAGCUCAUCUUCUCUUUGACAUCACCUCAACGUCUAACAUGAAUUGGACACAGCCUCCUGUCCAUGCCAUGAACCAGUCUCUAACUAGCCCCAACAGCUCCUGCAGCGGUUGUCAGACGGAUGUAGGCAAGGGAGUCCAAAUCGCAGCUACACUGCUCAUCUUUCUGGUGGGAAUACCUCUGAAUGGGCUGGUGGUUUGGGCACUUGGAUUACGGAGUCAUCGUCACCUGGUUCGCAGAGGCAGCAAUGAAGAGACACGCGCUGCCAGCAGUUUCCGUAUUUAUGUCCUGAACCUGGCCCUGGCUGACUUGGUGCUGCUCCUGCGUACCCCACUCAUGUUAGGCUACCUUGUUAACAACUACAGCUGGCCCUUUAGCCGUGGCUUCUGCUGCCUGAUCAUGUUCCUGCGAGGCCUGGGGUUGUACGCUUCAGCUUUCCUCCUCUGCGCUGUGGCCCUGGAGCGAUGCCUGUGUCUGCUGAGGCCUGUGUGGGCUCGACUGCGACGGCCGACUUGGGCUGUUCCCUUGGCCUGUGGCAUCUUAUGGCUGGUAGCUAUCAUCCUCUCUACGCCAUACUUCCAUACAACUGAUCUGAAGGAAAUGAAGGGGACAUUCCAGUGCCGGGAGAGUGGGUCAUUUAACAUGGGGCUGUUUCUCACAGAGACAAUAGCAGGUUUCAUCUUGCCCCUGCUGGUGUUCCUGGGAAGUAAUGUGGCUGUUUUGCUCACCAUUCAGAAAUCAGUACCCUCAACACCCACCUCCUCCACCCCUUCAUCUGCCCGCAGGAUGACCAGGAUGUACCAUGUACUCUUUUUCACCAUGCUUCUCUUCCUCACCUGCUGGGUGCCCUAUUUUGUUUGUCGGUUCCUGCGGGCCUUGACUGUGGAACGAGUUGACUGGGACAAGCUGCAUAAUUCAGCAUUACAUGGCACAUACAUAUCUCUGUACCUCGUGUACAUGAAGAGUGCACUUAACCCUGUGCUGUAUGUGUUUGCUGCCCGAGGCUUGGGCCGUGCUAUCAGAGCUUCACUUGUCUCCACUAUUGAACGACUUUUCAACGAUGACUCCACAGAGUCCAUACGAAGGAAGUCACUUAAGAACUCACAGAUGUAGCUCAGAGGUCAACGAUGUUGGUACCUCCCAAAAAGUGAGCUAGGUAAAUAAAACAAAGGAGCCAAGUGACUGGAAAGCAAAUGCUUUAGACCAGUGUUUUCUAAAUUGGUUUGAAAGCCGCGGCAGAUAGAGAAAUUGGUGGAUCUGCUCUGCUAGAUGAAGAGUU
Molecule: messenger RNA, 1383 nt
Organism: Toxotes jaculatrix (banded archerfish)
Lineage: Eukaryota; Metazoa; Chordata; Actinopteri; Toxotidae
Product: prostaglandin D2 receptor 2
Exons: 3
Coding region: 144-1217 (357 amino acids)
Biological process (GO): complement receptor mediated signaling pathway; inflammatory response; positive regulation of cytosolic calcium ion concentration
Cellular component (GO): plasma membrane
Molecular function (GO): G protein-coupled receptor activity; complement component C5a receptor activity
Source: RefSeq, a predicted model, not a curated record